Messenger RNA from Acytostelium subglobosum LB1, 1806 nucleotides. RefSeq lists its product as hypothetical. The transcript has 5 exons. The annotation marks the transcript as partial. The record is from RefSeq and is a predicted model, not a curated record. Gene Ontology annotation, cellular component: endomembrane system; membrane. NCBI's taxonomy places the organism in Eukaryota, Evosea, Eumycetozoa, Acytosteliales, Acytosteliaceae.
UAUAACAAGAUGCCUGAAGGAUCAUUCAUCCCAUUUUGGCUACAAGCCGUAGUAAGGUUCAUGGCAAUCUAUUAUAUAGCUAUGACUAUUGGUCAAAAGUUCUUUGGAGGUGCUCCAGACGCCAAUAUGCAGGCCAACGUCACCUUGACCAAUGGCACCCAGAUGCCCGCCGCUCAAGUCACUAUCUACAACACCUGGUCAAUGAAUACACCUUUCACAAUGGAGGUAUACCUGUCAGAGUCAAACACUACAGUUGGAGAUUGGUUGGUUUGGAGUGAGAAGCAGUUCAUCUAUGGAUGGGACGAGAGUAACAAUCGCGAACAAAACAUCACUUUCAAGACACCUGACUACCUCAAGAACAACGGAUCACUCUAUGCUCAUGUCUUGGUACACAACAUUCUAUCACCAACCUACUCACUUCAAACAGUGCAUCCACUGAUCGUCUAUGCACCACGACCAAAGACCAAGGGAAAGAACUUGUUGGCUGAUAAGAAGGAGGUUGUGGAGGAGCCAAUCUAUGAUCCCAAUGAGCUGGUCUCAUACUGGAAGCCAUCAAUGAUCAUCAACCUCAUCGUCGACAACACUGCAUAUGGUCCCGGAUCAAUCCCACCCGAGAUGUUCCAACAGUUCAAUGUUUCAGGCGAUAGAUACAGCCCAUCAGUGUUCUUGAAUGAGUUCUGGUUGUACAAGGAGCAUUUGAGCAUGGUGAAUGAGACUGUGGACGAGCUCACGCUGACCAUGUCGACAUACCCACUCAGCUUCUUCAAGUGGCAACUGUACACUCAGAUGCAAAAGUCAUUGGAUAUGCAAUCGAUGUUUGGUGGCGGUGCCCCAGAUCAGGCUGACACUGGCGACGACUUCAAGAGAAUGUUGACCGAUAACAACCCAUACCUCCUUGCUCUCACCGCUGUAGUCACUCUCCUUCACACAAUCUUUGAGUUCUUGGCCUUCAAGAAUGAUAUCCAAUUCUGGAAGAACAACAAGUCAAUGGAGGGAUUGUCAGUGCGAACGAUCAUGCUGCACACUGGAUGCCAGGCUGUGGUCUUCCUCUAUUUGUUGGACAAUGAUACCAGCUAUAUGAUCUUGUUCAGUGCUGGCUUUGGUCUGCUGCUCGAGAUCUGGAAGAUUGGCAAGGCAAUGAAUGUCACGAUGCACUGGCGCGGAAUCAUCCCCAUCUUCAAGUUUGAGAACAAGGACAGCUACGUCUCAAAGACCAAGCAGUACGACGAUCUGGCCAUGAAGUACCUGUCGUGGGUGCUGUUCCCCCUGGUCGUUGGCAUGUCAAUCUACUCGCUCUACUACCACGAGCACAAGUCCUGGUACAGCUGGGUGGUCUCGUCAUUGGUGCGCACCGUCUACACGUUUGAGUUCAUCAUGAUGACGCCACAGCUGUUCAUCAACUACAAGCUCAAGUCAGUGUCGGCACUGCCGUUCAAGGUGUUCAUGUACCGCGCACUCAACACCUUUAUCGAUGACCUGUUUGCCUUCAUCAUCAAGAUGCCUCUGAUGCAUAGACUCAGUUGUCUGCGUGAUGACAUCGUCUUUAUCGUCUAUCUCUACCAACGAUGGAUCUACCCAGUGGACUUGAAGAGAACUCACUAUGGUGGUGAGGUCCAAGAUGAUGAUGUUGCACCACAGUUGGUGGAGAACAAGCCUGCUACUGCUCCAGCAGUUGACAACAAGGUCAAGACAAGCAAGAAGUCAAAGAAGGUGGUGGAGACUGAGGAAGUGAAUGAGGAUGAGGAUAUCAAAGAGACACCAUCAUCAUCUUCUUCCACUGGAAUCAAGAAGAGAACAAACAAAGCC